Symbiodinium sp. CCMP2456 is the source of this 348-nucleotide messenger RNA. Lineage: Eukaryota; Dinophyceae; Suessiales; Symbiodiniaceae. The record is from the annotation of a GenBank genome assembly.
AUGUGUCGCGGCGACCCUGUGGGGGGAAAAAUCCUUCGCUGGCGCUCUUUAGCUUGGUGGAAUGCUCACAGACCGCCGCAUGGCAAUGUCACCCAUGCAAGCCGGUUCAAUGCCUUCAUGGACAUCGACCGCCAAGUCACCUCCAUUGCGGGGGAGAACUGGCACCUUGUCGCGAUGAACAGGGAACAGUGGGCCUACCUGUCGAAGCGAUGGGUAGAGAAGUAUGAUGUGCCCUGGGCUACGGGUAAGCAAACGAGCAUCGAGAACCUGACGCCGCAUUCAAGAGCCGCUCCCGCACAUCACGACAGUUCCGUCGACGAGAUCGAACCGCCAGUGGCAGCAGAAUGA